AAAUUGCAAAUUCUAAUUUUAUACAGUACUACUGUAUUAGUAGAGUGGAUACCUUAGAGCUCACUCAUUGCAUAUUACAGCAGAAAAACACAGAAUUUAUGAAAGAUUGAGAAGGUUUUUCUUUCUCCCUUAAAUUUUAAAUUUUUUCAAAUAAAAAAAUUCAAAGAGCCCAUGUGUGCAGGAAUCUAGGCAAAAAUCAAUCAAAAAAUUCCCCCAAAAAAUUAAAUUAAUUAUAAAAAAUAAAAUUUCCUUUUGUAUUAACUUCCUCAUUUAAUGUCUUCACCUACACCUCCUGCCCGUUUUGAGAACCUGCAUUGCUCUCUUCUCAUUUAUUACUCAACUUUCUCUCUCUACUUUCUCUCUCUUCCUUCUUCUCUCUCUCACUUCUUCUGUGGCAGCAAAUUCAUUCCUCUCUUUCAUUCUUGUGAAUUCUUCCCAGCAACCCCUCUUAGUAGUACACAAGUUAGGUGCAAAAUUUACCCCUUUCUUGGUAAAUUUAUGGUGCAUUGAUCAUCAUGAAUUGCUCAACUUAUCAAGACUCCAUUAAAGUUCUGGUUUUUACACUUUUUUAUCCAAAAAGGUGAAACUUUCUUCAACCCACUUUGCAAAAUCCAAUCUUUCAGAGUUGCACUGUCAUAUUUUACCCAUUUGAGUGUUAGAAAGGGUUAAAAAUGAGGUUUUGAAUCUGGGGUUUUGCCAACUUUUUACCAUUUGAGCUUCAGAAAUGUGGAAGAAAGGAAGAAUUUGUACUGGGGUUUUUUCUGCACCUGAGGUAAAAAUACUUUUCUGCUGUUAAAUUUAGGAAAUGGGUUUGCUGUUCAUGUUGCUUAGGAGACAAGAUUGAUAAUGGGGUUUUUCUCUUCCGAAAGCAUAAUUUUGUGACCUAGUUUUGUUGUAUGAUGGAACCCACCAGGUGUUUAAUAAUAUGUUUGAAUUCAUGGGUGUUGAAAUUUGUAGCAAAGUUUUUGGUGUUUGCUAUAGUUUAUUCAGAUUUCUGGUGGUUGGUUUCUGGUUUAGGUUCAAUGUCUUCUAUUGCUGUUUCAUAUGGUGAGAAUGGUCCUGUUUUUUGUGGGUUGAAAUCAGAUGGGUCCAAUUCUGCAACCUGUUAUGGUGCAAAUAAUGCUAUAAUUUAUGGAACUCCAAUACAUCUCAGUUUCCUGGGUUUAACUGGGGGUGAUGGGUUUGUUUGUGGACUUCUAAUGGACUCAUAUCAGCCUUAUUGUUGGGGGGAUAGUGGGUUUGUUCGAAUUGGUGUUCCUCAACCCAUGAAACCGGGUGCUCGAUAUGUUGAAAUUAGUGCAGGUGAUAACCAUUUGUGUGGUUUAAGGACACCCUUGACAGGAGAUCUUAGGAACACUUCUUUGGUUGAUUGUUGGGGUUAUAACAUGACUAAGAAUUAUGUUUUUGGUGGGCAAAUUAAGUCUAUUUCUUCUGGUUCUGAAUUCAAUUGUGGGUUAUUUGCUGAAAAUAGAACUGUAUUCUGUUGGGGUGAUGAGACUAGCAGUCAUGUGAUUAGCCUGCUACCUAAGAAUUCGCGGUUUCAGAUGAUUGCAGCUGGUGGAUAUCAUGUUUGUGGCAUCCUGGAAGGAGUUGAUUCUAGGGCUUCUUGUUGGGGAAGUAGCGGUAACAUUGAAGAAGAGAUCGCAGCUGGUUAUUCAGGAAAUGGCAAUGUGAAUAUUCCUCCAAAAGAUUCAAUGCUUUCCAUUAUUGGGGGAAAAUUCCAAGCCUGUGGAAUUAGGGGUUUAGAUCGUGGGGUGGUUUGUUGGGGUUUUAUCAUGCGACAAGCUACUAAACCUCCCAAGAAGGCCAAGGUUUACACCAUUGCUGCUGGAGACUAUUUUGCUUGCGGAAUACUAAUUGAAAAGUCUUUAUCGCCUAUGUGUUGGGGAUUCGGGUUUCCUGCCACUGUUCCAUUCGCGGCCACUCCUGGAAGAUGCCAGUCUGAGCCAUGCACUGAUGGUCAUUAUGAAUUUAAACAAGGCCAAGCAACCUGCAGAAACCCAAAUACUCAUAUAUGUCUGCCUUGUUUGAAUAAUUGUCCCAAGGAUAUGUAUCUCAAAGGUGGAUGUUCUCAACAAUUUGACAUUAAGUCAUGUGCAUAUAACUGUUCAAGUUGUGUGUCGUCUGACUGCAUUUCAAAUUGUUCCGCCAUUGCUAGUUCAGGUAAUUUUGGUGGGAAGAAAAAUGUGAAGUUUUGGGCAAUUCAGAUUCCAAUCAUAGUUGCAGAGGUGGUUUUUGCUCUCUUCUUGGCUAUAGUAGUGUCUUUAUUGGCAAUUCUAUAUGUUCGAUACAAGCUUCGAAACUGUCAAUGCUCAGCAAGCAGGGUUUGGAAUUCGAAGAAAAAUGGAGGAAACAAUGGAUCUUCUAGAGAUAAUCCGAAGAUAAGGCCUGACAUGGAGGAGCUGAAGAUCAGAAGAGCUAAAGUUUUUUCCUAUGAAGAGCUUGAAAAGGCCACCAGUGGAUUCAAAGAGGAGUCAAUAGUGGGUAGAGGAAGUUUCUCAUGUGUUUUCAAAGGAGUCUUGAAGGAUGGAACAGUAGUAGCUGUUAAGAGGGCUAUAAUGACUUCUGACCAAAAGAAGAACUCAAAAGAGUUUCACACAGAACUUGAUUUGUUGUCAAGGUUAAACCAUGCCCAUCUCCUCAACCUGCUAGGAUACUGCGAAGAAGGAGGAGAAAGGCUCUUGGUUUAUGAGUACAUGGCUCAUGGGUCAUUACACCAACACCUCCAUGGGAAAGACAAGUCACUGAAGGAGCAAUUAGAUUGGGUUCGCAGAGUCACCAUAGCUGUUCAAGCAUCACGAGGAAUCGAAUACUUGCAUGGUUAUGCUUGUCCUCCUGUGAUACACCGAGACAUAAAAUCUUCAAACAUUCUCAUUGAUGAAGAGCACAAUGCACGAGUGGCUGAUUUUGGACUCUCUCUCCUCGGCCCUGUAGACAGCAGUUCCCCCUUAGCUGAGCUACCAGCUGGAACUCUGGGGUACCUUGACCCUGAAUACUACAGACUUCACUACCUAACAACUAAAUCUGAUGUGUAUAGCUUUGGUGUUCUGCUCUUGGAAAUACUUAGUGGUAGAAAGGCCAUAGAUAUGCAGUUUGAAGAAGGUAAUAUAGUUGAAUGGGCAGUUCCUUUGAUUAAAGCAGGAGAUAUAUCAGCUCUUUUAGAUCCCAUUUUGAAACCUCCCUCGGAAAUUGAAGCACUCAGAAGAAUAGCGAAUGUGGCUUGUAAAUGUGUGAGAAUGAGAGGGAAAGAUAGACCGUCAAUGGACAAAGUCACGACAGCUUUAGAACGAGCCCUUGCUCUUCUUAUGGGUACCCCUUGUAGUGAGCAGCCUAUUCUACCAACAGAGGUAGUUUUAGGAAGCAGCAGAAUGCAUAAGAAAUCAUCUCAAAGAUCUUCAAACCCCUCAGAAACCGAUAUAGGUUCAGCUGAGGAUCAGAGGUUUGAGUUUAGAGCUCCUUCAUGGAUUACAUUUCCUAGUGUCACUUCCUCUCAGAGAAGAAAGUCUUCUGUUUCUGAAGCUGAUGUUGAAAAUGCAAAGAAUCCCGAGGCCAAAAACGUGGGCAGUGGAAGAAAUGGUGCAGAGGGAUUAAAUAGUUUGGAAGAAGAAAUUGGUCCUGCUUCUCCACAGGAAAGUUUGUUCCUGAAGCAUAAUUUCUAGGAUUGAUGACUAUAUAUGCAAAACACCAGAUUUAGGGGAGAGUUUGGUUGAUUGUUUUCGCAUAACUAUCAUGAUUUAAUCCAAUUUUUUUUAAAAAUGUAAAGAAGAAUGGGGAAGCCUAAUGUAAUUUUUUAGAGAAAAAAUGUUACCUUUAGAUUUCAUAAAUGCAUGCCCUACUAGCAGAUUCAACUGUAGUAUUGAGCAUUUGAGCCCACCAGCUAUUCACUUCCCAAACUGAUAGGAAACAUAGUUUAAAUUACUCCUAUAUCACCUUCAUUUUUUCCCUUUAUUACAGGACAGAUCUUCUGACAUUAAUUUAUGGCUUUGAUGUAGGGCACUCUGAUGUUUAAGUUAAGCAGCUCAAAACACAGAUAUAAGCUGCAAUUUAUGCAUC
Chenopodium quinoa (quinoa) is the source of this 4053-nucleotide messenger RNA. Its product is annotated as serine/threonine-protein kinase-like protein ACR4. Gene Ontology annotation, molecular function: ATP binding; protein kinase activity. The transcript has a single exon. Lineage: Eukaryota; Viridiplantae; Streptophyta; Magnoliopsida; Caryophyllales; Amaranthaceae. Gene Ontology annotation, biological process: protein phosphorylation. The coding region runs from base 897 to 3659 and encodes 920 amino acids. The record is from RefSeq and is a predicted model, not a curated record.